UGCGGGGGGGGAAGGGCAGACCGGGUGGGGGGGUGCGUUAUUUUUCGCCCGCACCGGCCCGGGGCGUUUCCCCCUCCCUCCCGUUCGCCCCCUGCCUUUCGGUGUGUUUCCCCCCGCCCCGGUGUCGGGGAGCGGGGGGGGUGCGGGCGGCGAUCAGGCACCGCGCUGAACCCCUAUGUGUCGGUGCCUGGCGGGGUCCUGCCUCCGGAGCCCGUGCGGGGAUGUCUGGGAGACCCCGCGCCGACUGCUGCUCAAACAUCACGUUGACAUGGAUGAUGAAGACGGCCGGUGCCUGCUAGAUGUAAUUUGCGACCCUCAGGCCUUGAACGAUUUUUUACAUGGAUCCGAAAAGAUUGACAGUGAUGAUCUCCUGGACAACACAGGAGAUGCAGCCAGUGCCUUUUUUGAAGGUGCUGGGCUGCACGUCCAGGAGUCCUCCGGCAACCACCUGAGCAGCGAGCAGAGCCAGCCCACCGCCAGCGUGGACCUGGACUUUUUAGAAGAUGACAUUUUGGGCUCCCCCGCCGGCGGCGGGCCCAACCUGCCCAACUCGGACCAACCCUGCGACAUCCUCCAGCAGAGCCUGCAGGAGGCCAACAUCACCGAGCAGACGUUGGAGGCCGAGGCCGAGCUGGACCUGGGCUCCUUCCAGCUUCCCACCCUCCAGCCGGUGGUGCAGACGGCGUCCGACGGCACCCCGCAGAUCUUCUCCGGCGGGGCCGACCUCAUCGGGCUGCAGCAACCCGCCGUCCUCACCCACCAGGCCUUGGUGCAGCAGCCGGUGGGAGCCGACGUGGUCAACAAGGCCAUCAGCGUCCAGCCUUUCCUCCAGCAGGUCGGGCUGGGGAACGUCACCAUCCAGCCCAUCUCCAACCUGCAGGGUUUGCCCAACGGGAGCCCCGGCGGGACGCUGGGGAUUGGGCCCAUCCAGGUGGUGGGGCAACAAGUGAUGGCCAUCAACCAGUCGGCGCAGCAGAUCAUUGCCAAGCAGGUUCAGCCCUCCCAGGUGGCCACCAUGCCCGUCGGCAGCUACAUCACCCAGUCGGCGCCCGAGCAACAGCAGGUCACCCUGGCCUCCACGGGGGUCUCUCCGCAAAGUGCCGGUCUCGUCAUCCAAAAGAACUUGCCCGCCGUGGCCACCACCACGCUCAACGGCAACUCCAUGUUCGGCAGCGUGGCCGGCACUCAAGGCUCCCAACCCCUCACCGUCACCUCCAACUUGAGCAGCCCUUUGGUGCAGGCCCAGAACGUCAUCAUCCACCGCACGCCCACCCCCAUCCAACCCAAACCCGCCGGCGUCCUCCAGCAGAAGCUCUACCAGAUCACCCCCAAACCCUUCGCCUCCAACAACGCCACCCUCACCAUCCAGAACGAAGCCGCCCUGCAGCAGCAGAAGGCCCAGCAGAACCUCACCUUCAUGGCCGGCAAACCCGGGCAGAACGUGGUCCUCUCGGGCUUCCCCCAGGGCCUCCCGGCCAACGUCUUCAAGCAGCCGCCGCCGCAGCAGCAGGCCCUCAGCAAGCCCAUGAGCGUCCACUUGCUCAACCAGGGCAGCAGCAUCGUCAUCCCCGCUCAGCACGUCCCCCAGGCCAUGCUGCAGGGCCAAAACCAGUUCCUCCUCCCCGGGCAACUGGCCGGCGCCUCCGCCGUCCAGAUACCCCAACAGCUCUCGGCCUUGCAGGCCAACAUGGGAGGGCAGAUCUUGACCACCUCCCACCCCGCUGGCCAAGCCCAUAUCAUAACUAGCCAAGGGCCGGGCGGACAGUUGAUAACCAACCAAGCUUUGCCGGCCCAGAUCCUCACCAACCAGAACAUCGCCGGCCAGUUGAACCUGGGCCAGGUCCUCACCUCGCAGAACGCCCACGGCACCGCUCACAUCCUCUCGGCUCCCAUCCAGCUCCAACCCGGCCAAGUGGGGCAACCGGCUCUUUUCCAGAUGCCCGUUUCGCUAGCCGGCAGCUUGACCACCCAGAGCCAACCUUCCGUGGCCGCUUCGUUAGGCCAAACGGGCCAAACGGUCAUCCAGGGGGUAACGUUGCCUAACCAGGUGGCCAUGCUCAACGCCACCGAGAACCUGGGCCAGGCCGUCAGCAUCCAGGCCUCCGCCGCCACCAGUAGCCAAAGCCCCGGCCUCGUCCAGCCCCAGCCCGCCUCGGGGGCCAACCUGCUGCCCAGUACGGACCAGUCCUCCAUCCUCACCGUCCAAACCGCCUCCCAGCCGCCGGCUCCGCUCCAGCUCAACGUCCCGCCCCCGCCCUCCUCCCAGCAGCCCGUCGCUUCCCAGCCCAGUCCCAGUUUGGCUUCCAGCCCGGAAAAGAUCAUCCUGGGGCAAGCGGCCGCCGCCGGAGCCGUCAUCAACCAGGACUCCAUGCAGAUGUUCCUCCAGCAGUUACCCGCGGGGCAGCAGAAGCUCCCUGGAGCCUCCCCGUCCCCUUCGCUGCCCCCCCCCGCCCCGGGGGACGCCCCGCAGCUCCCGGCCGCCCACCUCUCCCAAAUCCAGUCCCCCCACCCUUCCCGCCCCCCUUCCCAACCCCAGCCCCUCUCCCGACCCCCUUCCCGGCCCCAUUCCCGACCCCCUUCCCAGCCCCAGACCCUCUCCCGACCCCCUUCCGAACCCCUCUCCCGCUCCUGCACCCCCCAGGCCCCCCCGGGCCCGGCCGAAGCCGCCCCCCCCUCCCAGCUUCAGGUCCAGCUCCCGGCUCCGGCGGAGGUCCAGCAUUCCCAGUCCCCCCAUUUCCAGCUCCAGUUUGGCCCCCCCCAAGGGCAGAUCAAACCCCCCACCCCCACCCACGCCCUCCACCUGACGGGGGAGCCCCCCCGCGGCUUCCCCCUCGCCCCCAACCAGUUCCCGACCCCCCCGGCCCUCCCCAGCCCCGCUCCUCAGCAGAAGCAAAUACUGGACAGGUUCCAGCAGGUGCCGCAGGGGAUCAUCCUGCAGCCCAAGCAGCAGCCGCCCCCCCCCAGCAGCCAGGCCUCCCCCGCCCUCGCCCCCUUCGGCAGCACGGCCCCCCCCCGGCCUGCUCAGCGGGCAGGCGACGGCGGCGACGGCGGCGACGGUGACGGCCGCCCCCGGACACGCGCCCGCCGCCAUCCCGCCCUCCACCGCAGGUAUUACCGCCCCCCGUUCCCGCCGAGACGAAAACCUUCUCCGGCGUCUCCACACCGAUUCCUGCCGGGAAAGGGGCCGCAGCCCCGGGGAAGGCGGGAACGCCGCUCGCCAUACAGCAGCCCGUUCAGACGAAGCCGGUGUGUGAUCAGUUCCGUCCUGGGCAAGGGGCCGCUGCAGAUCCAGGUGGUGGGGAAGGGGCUGCCGCAGCUCGUGCCCUCGCUCCCCGGCCAAGGCCAGCAGCUGUACGACGGCAAACUGGGGCUGAAGAAGGCCCCCCAGCUCCAGCCCAGCAAGGAAGCCUGUUUCCUGGAGCAGCUGCACAAGCAGCAGGGCGCCGUGCUGCACCCCGACUACAAAACCGCCUUCCGCUCCUUCGACGACGCCCUGCAGCGCCUCCUGCCCUACCACGUCUACCAGGGCGUGCUCCCCUCCGCCCAGGACUACCGCAAGGUGGAUGAAGAGUUCGAGGCGGUGUCCACCCAGCUCCUCAAGCGCACCCAAGCGAUGCUCAACAAAUACCGGCUGCUGCUCUUGGAGGAGUCGCGGCGAGUCAGCCCCUCCGCGGAGAUGGUGAUGAUCGACCGCAUGUUCAUCCAGGAGGAGAAGACCAUGUUGGCGCUCGACAAGCAGCUGGCCAAGGAGAAACCAGACGAGUACGUCUCCUCUUCCUCCCGCUCGCAGAACCUCUCCUCCUCUUCCUCCUCCUCCUCCUCCUCCUCCUCCUCCUCCUCGGCGGCCCCGGCCGUCCCGCCGGCCCCCGAGAGCCUGAAGUCGCCCCCGGUUCCUCCGCUUCCCCCCCUCCACCCCACCAAGCUGGUGAUCAAGCACAGCGGGGGGUCCCCCUCGGUCACCUGGGCCAAGGCGGCGGCGGCGGCGACGACGGCGGCGAUGACGACGGCGCCCCCCGUCCCCGAGGGGGACGAGGACGCUCUGCCCUCCCGCAGCAAACCCCCCAUCAAGACCUACGAGGCCCGGAGCCGCAUCGGCCUCAAGCUGAAGAUCAAACAGGAGGCUGGGCUGAGCAAGGUGGUCCACAACACGGCGCUGGAUCCCGUCCACCACCCCCCGCCCCCCCCGUCUCCCGCCUCCCCAAGGCCUCCGACCCCCCACGCCGCCGCCGCCGCCGCCACCAUGAACGGCACCGUCGACCACGUCCCCCCCGAGAAAAAACCCCCCGUCACCUACUGCCGCCUCCCCCUGAGGAAAACCUACCGGGAGAACGUAGAGGCCUCGACGGCGGGGGAGAAAAACGCCCCGGCCAAGGGAAACCCCCCCCCCAAGUGCGACAGACCCCCCAACGCCAAGGGGGAGGAGGGGGGCGCGGGGCGGCGCGGCCGCCCCCAAGGGCCAGGAGGAGCCUCCGGCGCCCGGCGCGAGAAGAACCGACCGGAGGAAGGUUCCAAACUCCUCUUCUUCGCCGCCAAAGCCGAGGAAGACUCCGCCGGCGGGUUGAUGAAGGAGCUGGCGGAGGCGGAGGAUGAGUUUUACGGGGGGGUGAUCAAACCCGACCCCCCCGACGUAAGCUCGGGGCCCGAACUGACUUGGGGGGUUGUACCUUUGCCCCCCGCCAAACGUCGGCGCUCGGAAUCUUCGGAGGCCAUGGACAACGCCAGCUUCUCCAGCGACAGCCCCCAGGACGACUCCCUCACCGAGCACCUCCAGAGCGCCAUCGACAGCAUCCUCAACCUCCAGCAACCCCCCGGGGGGCCCCCCGGCCUCCCCCGGCAACCCCCGCCCCCCCCCCCCACCUUCCUCUUCUUCUUCUUCAUCAUCUUCU
This is a messenger RNA of Chroicocephalus ridibundus (black-headed gull), 4886 nucleotides long. It is a transcript of the gene BICRA, whose product is annotated as BRD4 interacting chromatin remodeling complex associated protein. NCBI's taxonomy places the organism in Eukaryota, Metazoa, Chordata, Aves, Charadriiformes, Laridae. The record is from RefSeq and is a predicted model, not a curated record. Gene Ontology annotation, biological process: positive regulation of DNA-templated transcription. Gene Ontology annotation, cellular component: SWI/SNF complex.